UUAAAUGAGUUAAUUAAUGAAAGAGUAGAAAAAUCAAAACCAUUACAAUACAUACUUGGUACACAACCAUUUUGUGAUUUAGAAAUCAUCACUCAAUCACCUGUAUUGAUUCCAAGAUGGGAAACAGAGGAAUGGACAAGCAAAGUUAUUUCGAUGCUUGGACCAUUUCUUCAAGAACGAAAAGGUAAAGAAAGAACAAAAUUUGAAAUCUUAGAUAUAUGUACAGGAUCAGGAUGUAUUGCAUUAUCACUUGCUCAUCAUCUUCCAACAAACUCGAGUAAUAUACAUGGUAUAGACAUAUCAUCUAACGCACUCUCAUUAGCAGAAUUAAAUUAUUUUACAUUUAAUUCCAAAAAUCAAUUAAAAAAUUCGGUAAAAUUUUCUAAAUUAGAUAUUUUAAACGCGACAGAUAAUGAAAUUGAUCUAUUUAUUAAAGAUUCCACGGAAAGUGGAAAAGGAUUUAACAUGAUAUUAUCUAAUCCACCUUAUGUUACUAAUGAAGAAUAUAAAACAUUAAAAGAUGAUGUUAAAUUAUGGGAAGAUAAAAUUGCUUUAGUCGCUGAAAAAGAUGGAACCGCAUUUCAUGAACGUAUCGCGUAUCAUACUACUCGAAAUAACGGAUUAUUACGCUUCAAAGAUAGUAUACAAAAUUAUUUACCGCAGUUAAUUAUGGAAAUCGGUGGAAGUCAUCAAGUUAGGAAAGUUAUUAAUUAUUUAAAGAGUUGUGGCUUUAAACAUUUGGAAGUUUGGAGGGAUGCGGCAAAAAAGGAUCGAUGCGUUGUUGCAAAA
Messenger RNA from Rhizophagus irregularis DAOM 181602=DAOM 197198, 789 nucleotides. RefSeq lists its product as uncharacterized. Gene Ontology annotation, cellular component: mitochondrion. Gene Ontology annotation, biological process: protein methylation. NCBI's taxonomy places the organism in Eukaryota, Fungi, Glomeromycota, Glomeromycetes, Glomerales, Glomeraceae. The record is from RefSeq and is a predicted model, not a curated record. Gene Ontology annotation, molecular function: DNA binding; protein methyltransferase activity; N-methyltransferase activity.